This is a messenger RNA of Anopheles arabiensis, 1774 nucleotides long. RefSeq names its product basic-leucine zipper transcription factor A-like. Lineage: Eukaryota; Metazoa; Arthropoda; Insecta; Diptera; Culicidae. The record is from RefSeq and is a predicted model, not a curated record. The coding region runs from base 497 to 1774 and encodes 425 amino acids. The transcript is spliced from 4 exons.
UGAGCAUUGAACUGAACUUGGCCCAAUUUGUUGAACCCAGUCUUGUUAAGCUCAGUUUCGUGGUUGAUUUCGGUUCGCGACGACGUGUGCGCCCGUCCCUUUUACAGACGCGUUCGGUUGGAACUGUAUCGAUUAAUGGUUUUUGAAUUGUGUUUCAAAAGCAAUUUCUGGAAAUACGAUACGCUUUUUGAUGGAUCGACGAAUGUAGUCUAACGUAGGCAUUAUAUGUUUCAUUACUUCGCGUGUAAAGACAAAGAACUUCAUCGUGUGAGUGACAGAUCAAUAAGAACGUGCAUUGAACAGUUGACACACACACAGUCACACAUAUAAAGAAAAGGCACAAUCGCAGUGAAGAACAUUGACGUUAAAUAGAUUGAUUUUCGUAGUGCAGUUUUCGUAACAAGUGAUAUUUGAGCAAAAAGAAGGAAGUACACGAUCAGCUGCUAGUGCAAAUCGGACGUUUAAAAACACUUAGUUGUGAAAAAACGCUACCAAAAUGCUGUUUGAAUCGGAAUGUGCAUUUUUUAUGUCGGCUGCCGUUGCUGUGUCUACGGCACAUUCGCCAGCGUCUCAGUCGGCGAAAGCAACUCAGCAGAUACCCAUGUCACCAUCCCUUUCAAAAGAUGGUACUUUUUCAAACGGCUUUUUCGAUAUAGAGCAACCUCACUUGUUGGUAACCAAUCAUCGAGAGCCGCAGAUACAAAGAGAAUAUCCCUUGCAUCUGUUACCAAAUCAAACACUGCCGCUACAAGAAACGCCUCGACCUCAACUACCACUACAAGAACAGAAGCUACCAGAAAGAGAACACAUUAAACAGCGGGAAGAGCAGCAAUUGAUCCACCAGCAGCAGCAGCAGCAACCAGAUCAACAUAUACAACAGAAAGAACGUCCACAGCAGCAUCAUCAACAAAACCAACAACAACACCAACAUCAAAAACAGCAGCAUCAAGAGCAACAGCUAAAACAUCAGCAGGAGCAGAAACAAGACAUUUCUUCAUUUAAAAAAGAUUCUGUAGAAUAUACCAUGGAAUCUAAAAUAGAGCAAUAUCCAGAACAGCUAUUACAAAAAGCUACAGCAACUCAGAAUGAACAAGAGCAAGAUACGAAAAAGAAACGAAGUAUUCUAAAACCAAAGCAACAGUCCGCUGAAGAAUUGUCCAUGAGCUCUAAAACGUCAGUUGGUCAAGAGCAUCCCAAGUCUUCCUCUGCUCCAGAAACAGCGGCCCAACGGAAAUCUUCCACCAAAUCAAAAAGCUCGACCAACGGUAGCGGGUCGAAAAACAUCAGCCCGAAAACCAGAAAGUUGUCCCUGAAGACGAUCAUCUACCGGCAGUUGAUGGCCGCAGGUGGCCAAGGCAUUGGCGUAGGCAUCGAUAAGGACCUGCCGAUUCCGGCGCGGAUACGACCACCACUACGUAUUCCAAAAGCUGCUACGGAUGGCAACAGUGUCAAAAAGACCUCCAAUAAGACGUCUUCCUCUUCUGCAUCGAAGACCAUCAGUUCCGAUUCUUCGAGCGAUGCUAUACCUGAACAUUUCAAAUCGGAUAUUGGAGGAACUAUCAUUCCGGCCAGCAAUCCACCGGCGAGGCAACGAGUUCGUCUAGAUGCAGAACAGAUCGAACAUAUGUGUUCAAUCUUUAUACAUCGAAUAUCGCCAUGUAAGUUAUUACUCUACUGCCAGUUUGAUUACUCUAAAAACAAAACAAAUGCUUUAGGCACUUGCAUCGCAAAGGUAACACAUGAGAUAUGUCUUAUGUUUUUGUUCAAGAAUUAA